UAACAAAACAAUAAGGCUCCAUUGUUAUUCUUAUAUUACAUAUGUAUGUAUAUGAGAGAGAGGAUUGGAGUGACCACUGCACACACAAGUAAAGCCACCAUGGCGUUCAAGAUCAAGAACGCCCCAUCCUUGCUCUUCCUCUUCACGUUCUUCUACAACAUUGCAUGCUCACCCUUCAACCCAGAACCGAUGGCUGCAACCACGGGAGGCCACUGGGUUCAGCUGCAAAGAAGCAUAGGCAUCUCCGCCAUGCACAUGCAAGUAAUGCGAGAUAACAAGGUAGUUAUCUUCGACCGUACAGACUUCGGUCCUUCAAACAUCUCCCUCCCAUUCAGCCGCUGCCGCUUCAACCCCCGCGACAUGGCCUUGAAACUCGACUGCACCGCCCACUCCGUCCUCUACGACCUCUCCCUCAACACCCUCCGCCCACUCACCAUCCUCACCGACGCAUGGUGCUCCUCCGGCGCUCUCUCCCUCGACGGCACACUCUUCCAAACCGGCGGCUUCAACGACGGCCACAACAAGCUCCGCACCUUCUCACCCUGUCCUCAGCACCCUGAAACCUGCGACUGGCUCGAACUUCCAUGGAACCUAACUUCCUCCCGCUGGUACGCUUCGAAUCAGAUCCUCCCCGACGGAAGAAUCAUCGUCCUUGGUGGAAGAAACUCCUUCACCUACGAAUUCGUCGAUCCCAACAGCAUCUUCACUGCACCGGAAAACCCUAACUCUUUCUUCUUCCUCAGAUUCUUGAAGGUCACGAGGGAUAGCAACCCCGGCGAGGAGAACAAUCUUUAUCCGUUCUUGCACCUUCUCCCCGACGGGAACCUCUUCGUCUUUGCUAACCGGAGAUCCAUCUUGCUCGACUACAAACGCAACAUUGUCCUCCGCGAGUUCCCGGUGAUACCCGGAAUAGAAAAACGGAACUACCCUAGCACAGGCUCUUCGGUUUUGCUUCCGGUUCAUCUCUCCGGGUUGGACGACCCGACCCGAUUACCCCACGCGGAAAUUAUGAUAUGCGGCGGCGCGUUUCCCGGCGCGUUCAAUUUGGCCAACAUUAACAAGAUCUUCAUUGAGGCUUCGAGGACAUGCGGUCGGAUUCGGGUGACCGACCCUGAACCCAAAUGGAUCAUGGAGACGAUGCCGUUUCCACGUGUCAUGCCGGAUAUGGUUCUUCUUCCAACGGGUGACGUCGUUAUAAUUAACGGCGCGGCGAACGGAACUGCUGGGUGGGAAAAUGCAGCGAACCCGGUUCGGUAUCCGGUUUUAUAUAAACCCGGUUUACAUGAACCGUUAUCCCGGUUCGAGAUACUGGCGCCGGCGAAGACCGCUAGGAUGUAUCAUUCUUCAGCUGUGUUGGUGCCAGAUGGCAGAAUAUUAGUGGGUGGGAGCAACCCACAUAGAGGUUAUGAUUUUCAGUCGUACCCGUACCCGACAGAGUUGAGUUUGGACGCUUAUUAUCCGGAUUAUUUGGGACCCGAAUUCGAAACCCUGAGGCCUUCGAUUAUUGCGGUUGAAGCUGCGAAUAAUACGGCGUCGUAUGGUGGUAAUUUUUCUGUUACGUUUUCAUUGCGGCGUUCUUUGGCUGGGAUUAGUGUGGCCCUUGUGGCGCCAUCGUUUACGACGCACUCUUUCUCGAUGAACCAGCGGGUGGUGGUGCUCCACGUUGCGGCGUUGCAGGAGGUGGCGGCGUCCGAAUUUAAGGUGACGGCGCGUGGACCGCCUUCGCCGACGGUGGCGCCGCCUGGGUAUUACAUGGUGUUUGUCGUGCAUGCAGGUGUUCCCAGUGUAGCUGUUUGGGUUCAGGUUAAGUGAAGUGAAGUGAGGUGAUGUCAGCAAGUCGUCAUCAUUUGCUUCUGUGGGAAUACUGUUGUAUGUAGGGGUAGUGGCUUGGGUUUUUAGACACCAUUCUUUUGGAGGGCACUUCUAUUAAAACAGAAAGAUAAAAACCUCAAUUCUUUUGGGAAAUUUCUAUUUUAUUCUAAAUUAUCGAGCAGUUUUGGUAA
Molecule: messenger RNA, 2003 nt
Organism: Arachis duranensis
Lineage: Eukaryota; Viridiplantae; Streptophyta; Magnoliopsida; Fabales; Fabaceae
Product: aldehyde oxidase GLOX
Exons: 1
Coding region: 46-1812 (588 amino acids)
Source: RefSeq, a predicted model, not a curated record